This is a messenger RNA of Entamoeba invadens IP1, 1143 nucleotides long. RefSeq lists its product as hypothetical. The record is from RefSeq and is a predicted model, not a curated record. Lineage: Eukaryota; Evosea; Mastigamoebida; Endamoebidae. The transcript has a single exon. Bases 1 to 1143 code for a protein of 380 amino acids.
AUGGAGAUAUUGGUCGAAGAAGUCCUCAAAAGUUGCCAAGAACUGAAGACAAAAUUAUCUGAAUACUUUAAGUACAAAGACACAAUAAAUACCGUUGACAACAUUAAACUUCCACUUGAAGACAGAAUCAAAUACGCCGAGUCUUUAUUUACACAACUUGAAACAAACUACCAACAAGGACAUGCAACCAAACUUCUUUUAACACAAUUUCAAGUGCGUCUCAGUUCUCUUCUUGGUGUUAUUCAAAAAGAAAUUUCGACUUUUGACGAUGGGUCGUUUAAUUACAACACCACAAUAGACGUUUUAGUUUCUUUAGAAACACAACGUCUUAAUGAGAAGAAGUUAGAACUUCAGAAAUCGUUUGACUCAAUAGUUUCAGUGACUUCCGAGAAAAUCAACAAUUUAAUGAAACUCAAGAAAGCAUCAGAAGGCCAGAAAAACACGAAGAAGAGUGAAGAGACUGAAGUGGUCUUACGUGGAGAAAACCAAAAAUCCGAGCCGCCAGACUUGACCAAUAAUUCUCAAAAUUCAAAAAUUGAAAUGUCGCCACUUUUUGAUCAAACAGAGUCUUCACAAAACUCACAGAAAUUAACAGAAAAAGUCGAGAAAAGUCCAACAAAGAAGAAUUCCAUAGUUGAAAAAAGUGAAGUCGAAAAAUUGCGAGAAUGGACUGGUCUCAGACAUAAAGUUUUAGUGUUUGAUAGCGCUGUGAAUGAUUGGAGUGUCGGUUCAAGUGUGUUUAAUGACAAAAUAUGUGACCUUCCAAAUCUUGUGUUUUUCAUCGAAACGGCGGAGAAAGAUUUGUUUGGUGGGUACAUAGAAAGUGGCGUGAGUGAGUGUGCUGAAUGUUAUUAUAAUUAUAACUACGACCAAAACGCGUUCAUUUUCUCAAUGAGAAUUGGGGGAGUUGAAACGAAGAAAAAAUAUGUUAUUAAAAAAGAAGCAGCUAACCACGCAUUUUGUGUGUUAGAAAAGAACCACACAUUCUUGUUUGGGUUUGGAGGAGGUCAUGACAUUUGUGUAUAUAAAGACGGACAAAUGGGAAGCUAUUGUAAGGCUUCUACAUUCACAGCACAGAGCGGACAAUUGUGCACAAACAACAAAUUUAAACCCGUUAGAGUUGUUGUGUAUCAAAUGAAAUAA